AUGCCAGGUGGAACACUUUGCCAGGUGCAGAAUAUAUCAACACAUGCAACGCGGAAAGCAGGAGAAUUGAAAGUUUCAAAAACAAUAACUAAUGUCAAGGAUGGAUAUAAACAAAGCGAAGUCAAAAUCGGGAAUAAGAAUAUAAAGAGUGUGAAGAGGAAUUUCGUUGAUACUGAAGAGAAGUUAAACGAAACGAAGGUUUUAAAGGCGGUACUUCAACAUGAGAAGCCAAACACUGUUGAGGCUGCAGUACAGACCGAUGUAAAAGUUAGCACUGAGUUGCCGAAACUAACACUUGAAGAUCUGAGAUCUCCAGAAGUUAGUGCAAAUUACUGGCGCCGAUUGGCAGAGCGACUGUGUAUCGAAAAUGAACAGAAAGCACGAAUGAAUUUUGAGUUAUCGAUUCGCCUUGCCAAACUAAAUGAAGAAAUUGCGGAGAAAGAGGAAGAUUAUCAAGCGCUUAAGCAUUAUAUUUCUGACCAGGAAAAUACCGAGCACCUUGCCGACUCUGACUUGAACGAAGAUGAGGAAGAUGAAAGAGAAGAGGAAGAUAGCAGUGGUGACUGCGUUCGAUAG
Molecule: messenger RNA, 576 nt
Organism: Cercopithifilaria johnstoni
Lineage: Eukaryota; Metazoa; Nematoda; Chromadorea; Rhabditida; Onchocercidae
Source: the annotation of a GenBank genome assembly